Messenger RNA from Blastocystis hominis, 693 nucleotides. RefSeq lists its product as hypothetical. Gene Ontology annotation, biological process: tRNA 3'-terminal CCA addition. Gene Ontology annotation, molecular function: ATP:3'-cytidine-cytidine-tRNA adenylyltransferase activity. The record is from RefSeq and is a predicted model, not a curated record. NCBI's taxonomy places the organism in Eukaryota, Bigyra, Opalinata, Blastocystidae. The coding region runs from base 1 to 693 and encodes 230 amino acids. The transcript is spliced from 3 exons.
AUGGUCGACGCCAGCGAGGCGCUGCUUCGCCAGCCCGCCGUUCAGCAGCUCUGGACGCGCUUCUGCCUGCGCGAACUCGUCUCUCCCAUCGAAGACGGGUGGGAGGCGGCGCUGCGCUUGGCGUGUCUGCUCCACGCGUUCUCGAACGUGUUUCUAUGCGGACAAACCGAAGUCACGCAGAAAAAACGAAUCUCGCUGCAACCCGCGGUUCUUUCGCCGCUCAUCAAGCACUUCAUUCGCGAGUCGUUGAAGCUGCGCAACUGCAUGAUCAACGAUGUGUGCUGGAUUGACCACCGUUUCCACGAAUUGGUUUCCACGUUUGAGAAGUGCGAGAAUCCGGAGUUUGUGCCGGAAGAUUGGGAGAUCGUGGAGUUGGGGAGCUUGCUAUUGGCGAGCAAGCAGCUGUGGCCUUUGAUGCUGCAUAUGGUGGCGACGGAGAAGAUUCUGAAGGGAGAAGAACGUGAUCGGGUGAUGCAGUGCUAUACGCGGUUUUUGGAGAUCGCGAAGGAGAGAGAACUUAUGGAGAUGUGGAAUAUUCCGUCGAUUCUGAAUGGAAAUGACUUGUCGUCGAUGGGAGUGAAGAGAGGGCCUGACAUGAAGGGAUAUAUGGAAGACAUUCGGAAGUGGAUGAUUCUGAAUCCGCAUGGCACCAAGGAGCAGUGCAUUGAGUAUCUCAAUCAGAGACGUUCGUAG